UAUAGAGUGUACCAUGGGGUGGAAUCCCACUCCAAAUUCUUGUCUGGCUUUCUUUUCCUCUUGAGGCUUCUGUUUUCCUUUGAGCAUUGUUGGAAGCAGGCACACAGAAGCUGUAAGAAGUUAGUUGUCCAGCUUGCAGCACAGACCUUGCAGCUCAGCAAAAAGCCAGUUAACACCGGAGGAAUAUCAGUUCUAUUCAUGGGUUCAAGUAAAAAAGUGGACUUGAAAAUCAUUAUCAUUGGAGCUCUGGGUGUAGGGAAAACAGCUCUACUCCACCAGUAUGUACACAAGAAAUUUUAUGAAGACUAUCAGACCACUUUGGGAGCCAGUAUCCUGUCUAAAAUGGUAUUUGUGGACCACACACCACUGAAACUGCAGAUCUGGGACACUGGAGGACAAGAACGAUUCCGGUCCAUGGUAUCCACAUUCUACAAAGGCUCUGAUGGCUGCAUGCUGACCUUUGAUGUCACAGACAUGGAUUCCUUUGAGGCUUUGGAUGAUUGGAGGGAAGACUUUUUGCAGAAGGUGCUGCCUACAGAUCAAAGUUUCCCAAUAGUAGUGCUGGGCAAUAAGAUUGAUUUGAAGGACCGGCAGGUGUCAAAGGAAGCAGCUUCAUCCUGGUGCAAAGAAAAGGAUAUUGCCUAUUUUGAAGUUAGUGCCAAGAAUGAUAUCAAUGUAGUACAGGCUUUUGAGACCUUGGCAAGACAAGCAUUAUCAAGGUACAAUGGGAUCAUUGAGAACUACCUAACAGAUUCUAUAAAGCUCACUCCUGAAGACCAGCCCAAUACAAGAUGCUGCUGAGAUACCAUUUGGUAAAUGGUGAGAUUUCCACUCGGUUGUGUGGAACAGAUGCAGUUGCCAAAAAGCCCAUCGUGGUGGGAGGAAAAACAGAAGUCAUCUCAUUCCUGUAUGUGAACAACGAUGGGGAAGAUUACAAGCAGUUCAUGAAUGCGCAAAUGGGAAUCAGAAGGAUGUAUGAUAUUACACCAUCAACUCUUACUGGGGAACCUGCCUGCUUCAAUCACGAAUUUCUAAAAGGCUCAGCAACACUCUUUGAAGGACCUAUAAAUUACUUUAUUCCUUGUCUCCUUGUGAUCUCAAAAUGAUGCCACCUGUCGUCAUUCUGUUAUGGUCUGCUAAUAACACAGGUGACCUGCAUGUACAGUAAUUCUUGAAUGAUGGUCCAACAUGGUCUGACAGGAGUUAAGGCACAGAAAUGCAAAACACUGAUGCUGUUCACUAAAUUUGUGAUAAGAAGGAGAGCCAUGCUGGGUUAGGGAAGAGGUACAUCUUGUCCACUGUUGCAUUCACACAGUGGCCAACCAGCUGUCCAUGGGAAAAAGGACACAAACUAAAGAGCUUCUCUGGUCAUGACAUUUGGAAGAAUGUACAUUCAGUUCAUUUUCUGCGUUAAGGAAAAGCUAAAAUGUUUGGGACUUUCUAGUUUAGAAAAAUAUGCAAAGUACAAAAAGGAUAGAUUUUUCCCCUCCAUCACUACACCAGAAAUCAUGCUCACUCAGCUAUAUUGAUUAAUAGCAGAUCAGAUAAAAUGAAGUACUAUUUCAUACAAUGCAUACUUAAGAAAGAAGUGUUCAUGAGGCUCAGUCAUGACUACUAAAACAGAGGCUUUUAAAAUACGUUAAACAAAAUCUUGAAAGAGAAACUGAUCAGUAGCCAUAAUCAUGGCAGCUGCAAUGUGGAACUUCUCUCUUCAGAGGCAGUUUACCUCAUUAUAUAGCAGAUACCCACUAAACAUAAGAACAUAAGAAAAGUCAUGCUGGGUUCAGACCAAGGGUCCAUCUAGUCCAGCACUCCAUGGUGGAAAACCAGCUGUCCAUAGAACUGUUCAAGCAGGAUGAGUGCAAGAUCUCUACCUGCUUAAGCUCCUCUCCAUGUUCUUCAGGAUGUCUGAUAUAAGGGACCUUUCACAUGUAUAUUUCAGGUGUGAAUGUUUCCUUAUUGCACAUAGUUCUGAUGAACAUGGGAGCAUCUGGGAGCUAUGCAAGUUGGCAUGCAUGACGUUUGCAGGAGAGGCUAAUUUUCUUUUUUAUACAUUGAUUGGAUACUUGAACUUUAUUUCUCAGUAGUGCUAGAAUAUUUUUUAAAAAAUUCAGCUAUAUAGGUUUGCCAGUGUGGAUGCAGGAAAUGCAAAGAAAGAUAAUUAAUUUCCACAAUCACCUUGUAGGAAAGACUUGCAUAGGUUCCACUCCUGUGAAAGACUAACACAUAGCAGUUGAUACCCCAUUGCAAAUAAGCGUGAACUGACCAGGGAAAUGUGGCUCUGUGAAUUUCAUUUUGGGGACAUUUUAUGAAGCACAAUUUUUGAACACCCUGGUGAGAACUACCCCAAAUUUAUUUUGGAUAUCAUUGCCACUUGAUUAUAUUAUGCCUGUUCUGGACCACAGCAGAAAAGCAGCAGUUCCCAUAGAACUUUCCUGAUUAGCUGAUUCAUACUUGGAAAGGUACUUUAAUGUGUCUCACCUCAUGCAACUUACCCAUAGAUGUCUACUUCAUGGAAAUUAUCCACAGACAUCUAUUAAUGCCUGUGUGUUGGAGAUUUGGUGAGCGGCUGAAUCUGGUAUUUACAAAUCUGUGUCAGAUAAUG
This is a messenger RNA of Varanus komodoensis (Komodo dragon), 2605 nucleotides long. It is a transcript of the gene RAB7B, whose product is annotated as RAB7B, member RAS oncogene family. The record is from RefSeq and is a predicted model, not a curated record. Gene Ontology annotation, cellular component: phagocytic vesicle; lysosome; late endosome. The coding region runs from base 199 to 801 and encodes 200 amino acids. The transcript is spliced from 6 exons. Gene Ontology annotation, molecular function: GTPase activity; GTP binding. Gene Ontology annotation, biological process: endosome to lysosome transport; phagosome-lysosome fusion. Lineage: Eukaryota; Metazoa; Chordata; Lepidosauria; Squamata; Varanidae.